UUAGGUCCCCAGAAAAUAAGAUAUUUUGGUUUUAGGAUCCCCCAAUCUCCCUUAAUCGCAAUCCCCCUUGUUUGGAUUACCCACGCUAUCCCCUUAGCAGCGUAAUCCGGAUAACACCAAAAAUCUGAGCUCUGCUCCAAUGAUCUUCGUCCACGUGUACUGUGGGCCCACGGGGAUGGUGACCCCACCAAAAAGAGCAGAAAAGUUGCAAUCUCCUCCCCCACAAAGUCUACACUUUUUGUGACCUUUUUGAAUGUGAUUAAUGAUAGAUAGGCAGAUAGUGUGAAGCGAAGUUGCAGAAUGAGCAAGCAGAGUGGCAGUGGCACCGCCAUGAACAACAAGAAACGCCGAGCUAAACCGUGUAGAUCCGCCCGGAAAGCCCGAACCCGGAGGCCCAAGUUCCUCAGCCUCCGCCUCCAGCUCGCCGGUGAUAAUAAGAGCGAUGGUGGUGACUGCAAAACGACGUCGGAUGGGCGGCCGCAGCUGGACUUGUUCCCUCUGCACCCGGAGAAUUUGACGGAGGAGAAAGACGCGGCGGCGGAAGAGAAUUACGUGGCGGCGGAGUACAAUUUCUUCUCCGCCGCGGAGAGCGGCGCCACCACGCUCACCGGACUCCUCGGCGCCCCCUCCACCUCAGCUUCUUCCGGGGAAGACUACCGCACCGCCGCCGGCGGAAGCGGAAACAAGGCGUUCUCCUCGUCGGAUUCCCUGCGGUACAUUUCCGGGUGCCGGGGAGCGGCGGCGUUGGCGCGGACGGCGCUGCGGAGCAAAGAGCGGAAGCCGUGCGAGGAGGAGAAGUGGGUGUGCUACUCGGAGGUGGUGGAGAACGAGCGCAAAGACGAGGAAGUCACCAGCAGCUCCGCCUCCGAUCUCCGGCGACGCCGCCGGCUGUCGUUGAAGCUUGAUUAUGAAGAAAUCAUCACCGCUUGGUCCAACCGCGGCUCUCUUUACAUCCAACCAGAGUGCCCCCAGACCGUGCCGGACAUCAUCCACGACGACUUUUUCUCCGGCGGCUUCUAUGAACCAUCGUCCCACGGGACAUGGGAGAGGAAUCUGAGUUUGUAUAGGGUUCCAGAAAUGGUGGGGAGUAGUGGCGGUAAGUGCCGAAACAAUGGGGAAACGCCGGCGGAAGAUGGCGGAGAUGAAGAGGCGGCGAAAGAAGCUGCGGCGGGGCAAACGCACAGAGCGGCUAGCGUUUUGAGAUACAAGGAGAAGAGGCAGAACCGACUCUUCUCUAAGACAAUUCGAUAUCAAGUUCGUAAGCUCAAUGCUGAAAAACGCCCUCGCGUUAAGGGAAGGUUUGUAAAAAGAGAUUGAAGUGUUUUAAUUUAUGAUACGAUCACGACAGAAGUAUGAAGUAUCAAUCACCAUAUCAGUAGAGACCAUCCAAGUCAUAUAUUGUGAAUUCCUAAGAAUUUAAGGAUGAGCUGUACGUGUUUAAAGACACUUUUGUUUCUUGAAAUUUUGUGUUUCACAUUGCAAAUUGUAAAGGAAUGACUGACAAUAAUAUAAACCAUGUGAAAUAAACUACGAACUACGUCAAGAAAAUGCAUUAAGACUGUUAGUCUAUC
This is a messenger RNA of Ipomoea nil (Japanese morning glory), 1571 nucleotides long. RefSeq lists its product as uncharacterized. Gene Ontology annotation, biological process: regulation of DNA-templated transcription. Gene Ontology annotation, molecular function: protein binding. Lineage: Eukaryota; Viridiplantae; Streptophyta; Magnoliopsida; Solanales; Convolvulaceae. The transcript is spliced from 3 exons. Gene Ontology annotation, cellular component: nucleus. The coding region runs from base 301 to 1317 and encodes 338 amino acids. The record is from RefSeq and is a predicted model, not a curated record.